AUGCCACACACCAAAAACACCCGUUUCAGGGUUGCUGAUUUUAUGAAGAAUAGAAAGGAAGCAAGGCAAAAGGCAGUGGAGGAAUGUAGAGUGUUAAAAGCAAAGCUGUAUAGAAAUAAGAGGAAACUUGACAGACUACAAACAAAGGUUAGCAGAAAUUAGUAAGAUUAAACUUACAGUAGUGUCAUAAGUGACACUGUGAACAUACAUGUGGCUAUUGAUAAACAAUUUCUGAUUUGUCAUUUCCUGCAGACGAGAAAUAUUAAAACUAACACUUUUUUAAUGUAUUGAUUGAGUUUUUCUUCUUUUAUAAUAUUCAUUACCCCCUUUAUCUUUGAGGUGCUGAAAAAAUAAUAAAUGAUAAUUUUUUGCCUUUGCAGUUGCAAUUGGGGAACACUGAUACCAGUGCGCGAACAAGACCCCCAACUAUUUUGGUGGAUGGGAAAUCAAAGAUGCCACCAAGAACAGCUGCGAAAAGACGACAUGAAACACUGACACAUGCUUCUGCAAUCCAUAGCGGAUCUAAAAGUAACCCAGAUUCAGCCUUUGAUGGGAUGUUUGACACACUAGCUAAACGAUGUAAAGUAGAUAAAAUGAAAGAUUAUGUUCUGGGUCAGAAAACAUUAAAAGAGAAAGUAGCCUCAGCUACGUUUAAAAAAAAUGUGAACGCUUUUGAAAGCUCUGCAGAAAAUGCAAAAAGAAGCAUUGCAGUUUUCUAUAGUAGUGGUGUAAUGGGAAAGCGGAAAUAUAAAUCUGUUCGAAUUUCAUUAUCAAUGAAGACAAAUGAAACUACCAAGGGAAGAUCAGCUAUAAUUGUUAUGCCCAAUUCCAAAAUUAUUGCCAUAUGA
This is a messenger RNA of Porites lobata, 848 nucleotides long. NCBI's taxonomy places the organism in Eukaryota, Metazoa, Cnidaria, Anthozoa, Scleractinia, Poritidae. The record is from the annotation of a GenBank genome assembly.